UCCAGGUCACCUGCCAAGUGUUUGUGUAGCUGGAGCAGAAAGGCAGUGUCUCUGCAUGCCUGUGCGUCCUCCCCAGCUUCUCAUGUAUUAGGCAGCUCUUAUCCACCUCCUUCCCACAGUGUACUCGGCGCUACUAAGGCAAGAACCUUCUGUCUACUGUUACCUGUAAAACUUUACCUGGAUGCUUUGUAAAAAAAACACCUGCUGGUUCCUGACAGCCCAUCAAGGUGAGGCUUAAGCUCACACCAGCACCUGUCUUAAGGGGACCCAUCAGCCUUUUGUCUACUGACCCGACUGUCUGCAUUGUUGUGGUAUGUAAACGUUUCAAUCAGCGGUGUGCCAUAGAAGAUCAUUGAAAAGUGAAAAAAGGAUUAAAAUGAGAGUGGACGGGAUGUUUUGGGAUGCAAAGAGCAAGAACAUUCCGUUUGUUGUGGGACUUAAUGGUAAAUCUUCCAGGACCAGUCUGAUCAAUGCAGAGUUAACAAAGAAAAACUUGUCAAGCUGAUUGUGACAUUUGACUACUAUUUGCUGCUCCCUCCCAGGAGACAGAGCUGUGCUUAGCGAUAAGCAGGACAUUGUGCAGAGCAGAAGGAAAGAGAGAGAAAGUGCAGCGUUCUGGAUCGGAGCUCAAGAGGGUAGACUGGCAGCACCUCCUUUUUGCUGGUGACUCUCAGCUCCAGACCACAACAGAAUGAGAAUGCCAGGGACCCUGCAAAUCACAACUUCAUCUCAUCAAACCAGUAGGACGUCUCAUCAGAGACAGCACAGCUGCUGAACACUUCGAUCACAAGCAAAUACUCCCAGGUUCACCGACAUGACUGCAAUUCGUGGUGUUUUUUGUUAUUUUAAUGAAUUUGAAUAGACUAGUUAAGAAUCAGAGCAGUUAGAUUCCAGGAGACAAGGAAACUGAGCUGGAUGAGGCACAUGAACAAGAUGCACUUCUUCAGGACCUACUCUUAUGAGAUCCAGGUGGAACAAAGAUCUGAGGACCUCCCCAGCAGCAUCCAAGGGAUCAGAUGGAGCCCGCUUCCUGAUAUUGAAUCUCAGGAAGAAUACAGCCAAACUGUGAAACAGGUUGUUUCGCUAAAAGUUUGGAGAGCAGCAAAGGUUUUGCGUUCUUGUCUGCUUAGCAUGUCACCAACCUUGAUGCGUGAUCGAAAACACCACUUCCGCAGUCACAGGCAGUGCUGUUCAGGAAAAGAACUAGUGGACUGGCUAAUUGGCAUAAGCUCUGGCCCUCAGUCACGAAGUCAGGCUGUGGGAAUAUGGCAGGUGUUGGUAGAUGAAGGUGCCUUGGUGCAUGUGAAGCAAGAACCAAAUUUUCAAGACAAGGAUUCACAGUUUUAUCGCUUCAAGGUAGAGCAUUUUCUGGAUUUAGCUCUAAGUGAGAGAGAUACGGAUGAUGAAUUGCAAGAGUCACUGGUGUUCCUGGCACAGCUCGGACCAGCAGCCCUACUAACUAUGAUCCUUCGUAAGCCUCCAUGUCAACGCACUGAAGAGGAGUUGGAGGUGAUAUUUGAAGAAUUACUACACAUUAAAGCAGUGGCCCAUCUUUCCAAUUCAGUGAAGAAGGAGCUGGCAUCUGUGUUGCUGUUUGAACCUCAUGCAAAAGCAGGAACAGUGUUGUUUAGUCAAGGCGAUAAAGGAACGUCCUGGUACAUCAUCUGGAAAGGCUCAGUUAAUGUAGUAACACAUGGAAAGGGCCUGGUGGCAACACUCCAUGAAGGAGACGAUUUCGGACAGUUGGCUCUUGUGAACGAUGCCCCUAGAGCUGCGACGAUCAUCCUGCGUGAGGAUAACUGUCACUUCCUGCGUGUAGACAAGCAUGACUUCAAUCGAAUCCUUCGGGAUGUAGAGGCAAACACAGUGCGUCUCAAGGAACAUGGCAAGGUGGUAUUGGUUCUGGAAAAAAUCCCUCAGGUUUCUGGGAACAAUCAUCAAGCAACAUUACACGGCAACCACAAAUACACAGUAGUCUCUGGGACAGCCGAUAAGAUUCUAGAACACCUGCUGGAAACAAUGAGAUUGAACUCAAACCUCAAUAACCCUGAAGAUUCCUUUGCGCUGGAAUUCCUCCUGACACACAGCAUUUUCAUGCCAACGACUCAGCUCUGCCAAGCUUUACUUCAUCAGUUUCACGCGGAGCCAUCCGACGGAAAUGAGCCUGAAAAGGCAACUUACUCCCUUCACAAGAGACAGAACAUCCUACAAUUGGUUAGCUUAUGGGUGUCUCUGUAUGGGAGACUACUACAAGCUGAGCCAAGUGCUAAGAAUCUACUGGAGAAACUUUCUGAAUAUGUUAGCAGAGAUCCACGUCUUUUGGGCUUUUUAAAGGAAAACCUGCAGGAGCGACGGAGAACCAGAAUAAUGGAUAAUACUGGUGGCUGUACACCUCCCCAGAUAAAGAAUCACAACUAUUCAAACAUGUUUUCCGGCAUAGAGGAGGAUCAACCUGGCAACUCGUACACCAUUCAAGCACAAGACAAAGUACCUUAUGAUAUAUAUAGACCAGACCACUCUUGUGUUACCACCAUGCUUCCAGUAAAUGCCUCUGUCCAAGAAGUGAUAUCGUCUUUCAUAACAAAGAAUGGAUGCCACAGAGAUCAAAUCUUAGUCAAAGUAAACUCAAGUGGAGAACAAGUAUGUCUAAAAAAUGAGGACAUUGGUGUCUUCACGUCUUUGGGGGUCAAUGAAAGACUUUUCAUCUGCAGUGCGCAAGAAUUGACCACUUUGAAUCCACUCCCUGAGCAAAUGGGGCCAAACGCAAGCAGUUAUGACAUACUGGAUGUUAUCGGCUCAAAAGACCUUGCACACCAAAUGACUGAAAAUGAUUGGAACUUGUUCAGGAGCAUUCACCAGGUGGAACUUCUGUAUCAUAUAUUUGGGAAGCAGAGGUUUCGUAACUCAACUACAGCCAACCUGGAAAGAUUCAUGAAGCGCUUUAAUGAAGUGCAAUUUUGGGUGGUUACUGAGGUGUGUCUAUGCCAGGAUGAUGAACGCAGGGCCCAUCUGCUGAGAAAGUUUAUCAAGCUGGCAGCCCACCUCAAAGAACUGAAGAAUUUGAAUUGUUUCUUUGCGGUGAUGUUUGGACUCAGUAAUACAGCUGUGAGCCGCUUGUCCAGGACCUGGCAGAGACUGCCAAGCAAAACUAGGAAGCUGUAUUCCAUAUUUGAGAGACUCAUGGAUCCUUCAUGGAAUCACAGAUCCUACAGACUAGCUGUAGCAAAGCUUAGUCCUCCCCUCAUUCCAUUCCUUCCCCUCAUUCUUAAAGACUUGACCUUCCUGCAUGAGGGUAAUAGAAGCACGCUGGAUAACCUUGUGAACUUUGAAAAAAUGCGCAUGAUUGCAAGGAUUAUACAAACAUUUCAUGGCUGCCGCAGCCAGGCUUACAUUCCAAUGUCACCUUUACGCUCACGUCCUCUUCACAUUCUGGAUGAACCCAGUGCUGCAAGGAUAUCAGCUUCCUCAGAACACUCUUUGUCUCCAAGGAGUCCAGUUACAACAUGGGCUUAUAUCCAGCACAUGAAAGUGAUUGAUAACCAGAAGAGACUUAUGGAGUUAUCUCGCAGCCUGGAGCCAUCGUGAUAUAAUAUUCUUGAAGUUUCUAAUUCACAGAGAUGUUAAAGGAA
Messenger RNA from Spea bombifrons (plains spadefoot toad), 3629 nucleotides. RefSeq names its product Rap guanine nucleotide exchange factor 3 (gene RAPGEF3). The record is from RefSeq and is a predicted model, not a curated record. Gene Ontology annotation, cellular component: plasma membrane. Gene Ontology annotation, biological process: Ras protein signal transduction; positive regulation of GTPase activity. Gene Ontology annotation, molecular function: guanyl-nucleotide exchange factor activity. The transcript is spliced from 27 exons. Lineage: Eukaryota; Metazoa; Chordata; Amphibia; Anura; Pelobatidae. The coding region runs from base 916 to 3585 and encodes 889 amino acids.